Linum tenue is the source of this 2530-nucleotide messenger RNA. Lineage: Eukaryota; Viridiplantae; Streptophyta; Magnoliopsida; Malpighiales; Linaceae. The record is from the annotation of a GenBank genome assembly.
CCACGACCGAGUUUCCUUCCUCCCCACCUUCCUUUUCUUUCCCACACCGGUUUUCUUUCUUCCGACUUACUUUUGAUUCUGUUCUUUGUAUUCAUUCUUUGAUCAUCCCGGCCGCCAUUUCCAAGGCCCUGCCCCCUGUUUUGAAAUCAAAAGCACAGAAAAGGUCAGAGCGGCGACCAGAAUCACCUUUCUCCCCAUUUCCCCCGGAACCAGUUUCGGGGGUUUUAGUUGAGAGAUAUAACAGCAACGAAUACUGAAUCUCUUCCUUCCUAACCCCCAAAUUCACCUCAUCUCUCGCCGUUUUGAUCAUUUCCCUUUUUCUUGAUCUUAUCUUUCGUCGUGAAUGGCGGAGUCAGUGAUGGAUAACAAGAGCAAGAGCGAGGGUGGUAGCCGGCGCCGGUGGGCGGUUUUCUUUGCUAUCACUGCUCUGAUCAUCGCUCUGGCCGCUGCUUCCACCGCCUCCCCCAAGAUCUCUCUCUUCGGUAAAGUCAAUAAGCUCUGCAGCUGCUCCCAGCAGCAGAAAUAUACUGGGAUUGUGGAAGAUUGCUGUUGCAACUACGAGACGGCUAACCUUUUGAACGAGGAAGUAUUGUAUCCGUCUCUCCAGGAGCUUGUGAAAACCCCAUUCUUCCGUUAUUUCAAGGUGAAAUUAUGGUGUGACUGUCCUUUCUGGCCGGAUGAUGGCAUGUGCAAAUUGAGGGAUUGCAGUGUCUGUGAAUGUCCGGAUAAUGAGUUCCCUGAGUUGUUUAAGAGGCCUUUCCGCCGUGGUCUACCCUCAGAUGCGCCUAUUUGUCAAGAAGGCAAGCCGGAGGCUGCCGUCGAUCGCACCCUCGAUCAUAGAGCUUUUAGGGGUUGGACAGUGACUGAUAACCCAUGGACAAAUGAUGAUGAGACUAACAAUGAUGAGAUGACGUAUGUGAAUCUGCAACUGAAUCCUGAACGCUAUACUGGAUACACUGGUCCAUCAGCUAGAAGGAUAUGGGAUGCUGUUUACUCUGAGAACUGUCCCAAGUAUCCAUCUGAAGAGCUCUGCCAAGAGGAGAGAUUGUUAUAUAAAUUGAUUUCAGGUCUCCACUCGUCCAUUUCCAUCCAUAUCGCAGCUGACUACCUGCUUGAUGAAGAUACAAACUCGUGGGGUGAAAAUCUAACUUUGAUGUACGAUAGAGUUUUGAGAUAUCCAGAACGUGUUAGGAACUUAUACUUUACCUACCUCUUUGUUCUGCGAGCUGUCACAAAGACAGCGACUUACUUGGAACAAGCCGAGUAUAACACUGGUAAUCCUACGGAGGACCUGAAGGCUCAUUCCUUGAUCAGGCAGCUACUCUAUAAUCCGAAACUUCAAGCCGCUUGCCCGCUUCCAUUUGAUGAAGCUAAACUUUGGAAGGGUCAACGAGGACCUGAACUUAAACAGAAAACACAAGAACAGUUCAGAAACAUAAGUGCAUUGAUGGACUGUGUAGGCUGUGAGAAAUGCAGACUUUGGGGAAAGCUCCAGGUUCUUGGCCUAGGUACUGCAUUGAAGAUAUUGUUCUCUCAAAACGGGGAAGACAAAAUAGUCCAAACAUUGCAGUUACAGAGGAAUGAAGUAAUUGCAUUGAUCAAUCUUCUAAAUCGGCUGUCAGAAUCUGUUAAAUUUGUCCACGAAAAGGGUGCUGCUGUUGAAAGGAUCAUGGAAAGGCAGAGUGGUUUGUUCCCCUUCGCAAGUAUCCUCUUGCAAAAAGUUUGGCCUUUUAGUUCAAGCCUGCUAAGCUAGUUGAAAAUCAGUGGCAUGUUCCAGGUCAUGGUGACAACGUACGGUUGGCUGAGGACUUGGUUUCAGUAAACCUCUUCACCGUUGGUAGAUUACAGACAGAAUUUUGGAUAUCGACACAGACUUCGUAUAGAGAAAGGAAAGAAAAUUGUAGAGUUGAGUCAUGUAUCUGUGUUAUAUGUACAUUGACAAUAGAUAAGAUGUAACAACAGCAGACAAUUUUCUCUGGAAAUUAGAAAGAGUUGCACAAGGCCUGAAGUUCCUUCUUUAAUUAGGUUUCACAUCCAAAAUGAUCUAGAUACUUUGUUCCCUACUACCAUUGCCAUCUCGAUCUCCAACAAGAGUAUUUAUCUCAUACCGUAUUGGUACAAAAACAAGAAUAACUAAACAACAGCACUCUUUAGAUGACGCUUGCAACGCAUCCCAUCAGCAACAGCGCCAUCAGCUCGAACUUGCGAAUCAUAGGUGCAGUUCAAACCACAUUACUGCCAUGGCGCCACUAGAUCACGUCUUAUUGUAAUGAGAAGUUACCAUUUUUGGUUGUGUACCAAUUCGUCCAAUUUGAUAGCAGCAAGAAAUUCGAAGGACUUGCAUAUCAAUCCGCAAAGAAAGCGAACAGAUUCCAGCUAUGACAUGCAUGCUAUAGCCUACCUACCGACCCUUCUUGGAGCGUUUUGUGGGUCUCGUUGUCUCCUUCCUUGAAUCUUCAGGAGGUUUUGAAUCCAGAAACGGCUCUUCCGACUUCUUCUGUAGUUCCAGCAGCUCCUGGCAAUACGCGAG